Molecule: messenger RNA, 792 nt
Organism: Postia placenta MAD-698-R-SB12
Lineage: Eukaryota; Fungi; Basidiomycota; Agaricomycetes; Polyporales; Adustoporiaceae
Exons: 6
Coding region: 1-792 (263 amino acids)
Biological process (GO): respiratory electron transport chain; tricarboxylic acid cycle; aerobic respiration
Cellular component (GO): mitochondrial membrane
Molecular function (GO): electron transfer activity; 2 iron, 2 sulfur cluster binding
Source: RefSeq, a predicted model, not a curated record
AUGCGCAACAGCGCACUCAAGUCCUCGGUGCGGACAUUUGCCUCCUCGUCCGCGCGCAGCCAGGCGGUGCCCACCGAGAAGCCUGUCCUGAGCAAGCAGUUCAAGAUCUACCGCUGGAACCCAGACGAGCCAGCGAAGAAACCAACGCUGCAGACGUACAACGUCGACCUUAACCAGUGCGGUCCCAUGAUUCUCGAUGCCCUCAUUAAGAUCAAGAACGAGAUGGACCCCACGCUCACCUUCCGCCGCUCUUGCCGAGAGGGCAUCUGCGGCUCGUGCGCCAUGAACAUCAAUGGGCAGAACACGCUCGCGUGUCUCUGCCGCAUCGACCGUGACGCGAACAAGGACACCAAGAUCUACCCACUCCCGCACAUGUACAUCGUCAAGGACCUCGUACCAGACCUCACGCUCUUCUACAAGCAGUACAAGUCGAUCGAGCCCUAUUUGAAGAAUGACAACCCUCCCGAGGGUCGCGAGCACCUGCAGUCGCCUGAGGACAGGCGCAAGCUUGACGGGAUGUACGAGUGCAUCCUGUGCGCAUGCUGCUCAACAUCGUGCCCAAGCUACUGGUGGAACCAGGACGAGUACCUCGGCCCGGCAACGCUUAUGGCUGCCUACCGCUGGAUGGCUGACUCACGAGACACAUACGGCGCGCAGCGCAAGGAAAAGCUCCAGAACGAGCUGAGCCUGUACCGUUGCCACACGAUCUUCAACUGUGCGCGCACGUGCCCGAAGGGACUUAACCCCGCAGCGGCGAUCGCGAAGAUCAAGCUUGAGCUCGCCGCGGACUAA